AUGACUAAGGUGGCGCCACUGGAGAUGUUUCCCAAUAAACUGAGCCACAAGAAAUACAGAGCCGCCCUAAAGAAGGAAAAACGAAAGAAACGUCGCCGGGAACUCGCUCGACUGAGAGACUCAGGACUAUCACAAAAGGAAGAGGAGGAUGCUGCUAUUAUUGAAAAACAGUUAAAAGAAGAGAAGCUGUUGCAGAUAGAGAGGCAAAACUUACAUGAGGAGUGGUUGUUGAGGGAGCAGAAAGCACAAGAGGAUUUCAGAAUAAAGAGGCAAAAGGAAGAGGCAGCUAGAAAACAGCAGGAAGAACAAGAGGAAUCUAUACAGAAGAUGCUGGAACAGGCUGAAAAUGAGUUGGAAAGUGGUGCCACAUGGCAAAAUCCAGAACCACCCACAGACUUAAGAAUAAUGGACAAAGAUAGAGCUACUUGUCCAUUCUACAGUAAAACGGGAGCCUGCAGAUUUGGAGAUAGGGAAGAAGAAUGUCAAGCAGCCCUUUCUCUGUUUAAUGGACGAUGGUAUGCUGGACGACAGCUUCAGUGUGAAUUCUGCCCAGUGACCCGAUGGAAAAUGGCAAUUUGUGAACAAAGGCCACAUGGUCACCUUAACAUAUCUCGCACGGAUAACCAACAAGCUUUCAUUUUACUCUCUCAAAGAGGUGGCUGGCCCCCUGGAUUCUACCGAAUCGACAGUUUUUCCCUCCUCAGCGCCCAGGGCCCUAGGAGAAGGCUGAAGGGCUCGGAAAGCUACGAGGUAGUACGAGGUGGUGCCCAAAACUGA
Messenger RNA from Mesoplodon densirostris (Blainville's beaked whale), 777 nucleotides. Its product is annotated as U2 small nuclear ribonucleoprotein auxiliary factor 35 kDa subunit-related protein 2-like. Gene Ontology annotation, molecular function: pre-mRNA 3'-splice site binding; metal ion binding. The record is from RefSeq and is a predicted model, not a curated record. Gene Ontology annotation, cellular component: U2AF complex; spliceosomal complex. The coding region runs from base 1 to 777 and encodes 258 amino acids. Gene Ontology annotation, biological process: mRNA splicing, via spliceosome. The transcript has 8 exons. Lineage: Eukaryota; Metazoa; Chordata; Mammalia; Artiodactyla; Ziphiidae.